GCAGAAGCAUGACCUACAGAAGCUUGAGAAUUGUGGUUCUGCUGCUGCUCUCUGCACACUUUCUACAUGCUUCGGCUCUUCCUGCUGCAUCGUCGUACGAGUUCACAGCCUACAGGAUGCAGCAGUACAAUCUGCAACAGGAAAAACGCGGUUGCCAUGGUGCCAUGGUUGUUGCAGAGGCACGUUCACCAGACCAUUCGAGUCUGACUCGUCGCUGCGUGAUCAUGAAGCUGUCUGAUUUUACAGUAGACCGCUUUCUAGAGUCUAAGAGGCAGAAGGCAGCGGCAGUGCUCAUACUGAUACCUCAGAACAUCUCUACCAUAUCUGAAGACGUCAUCCAGGGUUUCAUGGUUACAGAGUCCGAGGCUCUGAAGAUAGACACCCUCAUGCCUGUUUACAUGGUCCCUGAGGAUGAGCAGCUUCUAUAUAUGUAUGCAGAAGUGAAGCACGCCACAGCCACCAAAUCUGCCUCCAUCCUGAUUAGAGUUCUCCACAGUAUGGUCACAACCACUGCCUUUCAGAUAUUGGUGAACAACAACUCCCCCAUCAAGGCCAUCACUGACAACUCUAUUAUUACAUUAGAGGGUGUGCUUCCUGGAGUUGGUGAGGACCCGCCCACAAUUGUUAUCACCGCCUAUUAUGACUCGUUUGGCCUUGCACCAUGGCUGUCAUAUGGAGCAGACUCGAAUGGCAGUGGCGUCACCAUACUGCUAGAACUGGCUAGACUCUUUCAACGACUUCACAGCGAUCCUCGCAACAAGGCUCCGUUUCACCUCCUUUUCUCUCUAACUGGUGGAGGGAAAUAUAAUUUCAUCGGCACCAAACGCUGGCUGGCUGAAAACAUGGACCAUGCAGAAUCCAGUCUUUUGCAUGAUAAUGUGGCCUUCGUCCUCUGUUUGGACUCUCUUGGCUCUGGUGACGAACUGUUCCUCCAUGUAUCUCGACCCCCAAAACCAGAGACGCCUCAUUUUAGCUUCGUCCAGCAACUAGAAGAAGUGAUCUCAUCCAGGUUUCCAUGGGUAAGGUUUGCAACCGUCCACAAGAAGAUCAACCUGCAAGAGUCUUCUCUAGCAUGGGAGCAUGAGCGCUAUGGAAUGAGACACAUCCCAGGAUUCACUCUGUCUCACUUGCAAGACCCUAGAUCAGAGCGUCGGGGCUCCAUCCUUGACACCAUGUCUCAGGUGGACAUCAGAAAACUGAAACGUAAUGCAGUCAUUGUUGCUGAGGCCUUGGUGAGGUACAUGUAUAACCUGUCAGACAAGGGUUCUCCAAAAGAAUUGCAAGUUUUCCGGGGCAGUUUGGAUGUCCUGGACAGUCGUUUAUCUGCUCUGAUGACCAUGUUGACUUCUGUGCCGCGAGCCACUCAGCUGAUGGACAGAGAGCCGCAGCACACUCUGCUCAUCGAUAGCCUGGAGCAGGAGUUCAGACGGCACCUUCAACAGGUCUACAGACACACUUUCCGUCAGGACCACAGGGAUCCUGACAUUACAUUCUUCGAUCAAAUGAAGCAGCCAAUGAUGAUGUACAGGGUGAAGCCGGCUGCGUUUGAUCUCUUCCUGGGUGGCUGUAUUGCCGGAUAUUUAGGAUUAGUGUACUACGCAAUCCAGAACUUUGGAAAUGUCUAUGCAAGACUCAAAGCUGUCAUGAAAAACAAACAGCAGUGAGACGGAGUAGGACCAGUGCUGAAGCGUGUGUUAAAAAAAACAACUGUUUUAGAAAUGAAGGAGUGUUAAAUGGUCCUACAAGGCAUUGGCAUUUAUGUUGUGUUGUACUGUAUUUCACUUGUUUGUGUACUUUUAUAAAAAAAAAAAAAAAAGAAUGGUCCUUUUUAGCUAAUAUCAUUGCAUUUAUUCCAUUAUUCAGUGCUUUCACCUGUCACAUCGUUGUGAAUUUCCCAGAGCAUCUACAUCUAUGUUGAUUGUGGAGAUGGUUCUAAUGCUGAAUAACGUUUCAUAAUGCUUAAUAAUGGCUACAAUGAUCAUCACAAUUAUUUACAACACUUAUUCAGCCAAUUUAAGAAGAAACUAUUAUAUGAUUUUUAAUGUAUUCUCAUUGUGCAUUAAAAAUGCUACAUUCUUUCAAAUGUUUUCUCACACUGUAAGGUAGGUUCACCAAGCAUAAACUACCUUACAGUUAAGCCAGGUAGCAUGUUGCUAGCACAUAGAAGUUAAAUCUUCUAAACAGACUUUGUAAAGGCAAAAAUAAUAGUGAAAACGAGAGGAAGUCGUUCAGGAUAUGAACAUUCUCCUCGGAUGUGUCGAGAAAUGACUGAGAAGAGACUCCACACAACCCAAAAUGAAUAAUUAUACUGUCGUUAAUUGUAAGUAGCAUUGAAUGCAAGACUGCCAG
Messenger RNA from Ictalurus punctatus (channel catfish), 2349 nucleotides. Its product is annotated as M28_nicalin_like domain-containing protein. Gene Ontology annotation, cellular component: endoplasmic reticulum membrane. The record is from RefSeq and is a predicted model, not a curated record. NCBI's taxonomy places the organism in Eukaryota, Metazoa, Chordata, Actinopteri, Siluriformes, Ictaluridae. The transcript is spliced from 15 exons. Gene Ontology annotation, biological process: regulation of signal transduction. Bases 9 to 1664 code for a protein of 551 amino acids.